Molecule: messenger RNA, 1155 nt
Organism: Entrophospora candida
Lineage: Eukaryota; Fungi; Glomeromycota; Glomeromycetes; Entrophosporales; Entrophosporaceae
Source: the annotation of a GenBank genome assembly
AUGUCUGAAAAAAUUUCCGUAAAUUAUUACAUAAAUAACCACAACGUCAAUAAUGGUAAAAUUAAAUGCGAAGAUGAUAUAACAAUUAGUAAUAACGGCAAAAGUAAAGGCGAUUAUAAUAACAAUCACAACAACACAGAAUUCAGUAAUAACGAUGGUGAAGAUGUUGAAGUGGAAAAAGCUGAACCAGAAGAUUUAGUGAGAACACCAUUACAAAACAAAUUUCAUUAUUUCUUUGAAGAACCAAGAUCCACAUUGGCCAUAUUCUUCUCAAUUUUAUCAGUAGCCAGUGUGGUAGUGACAGUUGUUGCAAUAUGUGUUCAAUCUUAUACAACAAUACCUGACUUUGAUCCCAGAUGGUGGGUUCCGAUAGAUUUAGCAAUCGCGUUGGUAUUCACAUUAGAAUAUUUUGGAAGACUUUAUGCAUCAUUGAAUAAAUUUAAAUUUCUAUAUAGACCAUCAAAUGUAGUUGACUUCUUGUCCGUUUUGCCAUUUUAUCUACAAUAUAUAAACAUACUAGGAAGUCGAGCUGAAACAUUUUUAAGAGUUCUCAGAAUUAUUAGAUUAUUGAAAAUACUACGAAUAAUUCAUGCAACAAGAGUUUCAAUUGGAAUUGGUAUAACGGCCAAAGUAUUCAGAAAAUCAAUGCAUCAAAUACUUAUGGUUUCAUUGUAUUUAUUGAUAGCUCUACUUGCAUCAUCAACAAUUUUGUAUGAUUUUGAGCAUGGAGAGCUCCUCGAACCGACUACUUUGACAUGGUAUCGUUACAAUGGAAAUGAUAUGGAAAUAAGUCCAUUCCAGUCAAUAAUAGGUACCUUUUGGUGGUCAAUAGCCACAUUGACCACAACCGGCUACGGAGAUGCAGUACCUAUCACUGCACCAGGCAGAAUUGUAGCUGGAGUAACUAUGAUUUGUGGUAUAUUGGUGAUAGCAUUACUAACAUCUAUCAUCGGAUCAAAUUUCGUAUCAGAAUGGGAGAAUCAUAAAAGUGCCAAACUUAAGCAAAGACCAAUCGUUGACAUUUUAAAAGGAGCUGAAAUUAGUAAAAAAAAAAAGAUACGUAUGUUACAAAAACAAAACGGAAUAAUGCUAGAAACAAUAAUAGAAAUUCAAGAUAAAUUGCUUGAUUUAAAUCCAUCGUACCCGAAAUACUGA